Notothenia coriiceps (black rockcod) is the source of this 4990-nucleotide messenger RNA. RefSeq names its product inactive phospholipase D5-like. NCBI's taxonomy places the organism in Eukaryota, Metazoa, Chordata, Actinopteri, Perciformes, Nototheniidae. The coding region runs from base 121 to 1833 and encodes 570 amino acids. Gene Ontology annotation, molecular function: catalytic activity. The transcript is spliced from 10 exons. The record is from RefSeq and is a predicted model, not a curated record.
CACACACACACACACACACACACACACACACACACACACACACACACACACACACACUCUUUCUGUUUUAUCAUCAGACAAGUCCUGUUUCAGAGUGGACUAGCGACAGAAGGAUGCGCCAUGAAGUCUCAGCAGAAGUGCAUUGUGAUCUUUGCUUUGGUCUGCUGCUUCGCCGUGCUGGUGGCACUGAUGUUCUCAGCGGUGGACUUUUGGGGUGACGAUGAAGACGGGAUCACAGAGGAGAACUGUAGCAGGAACUGCAGAGUGGUGCUUGUGGAGAACAUCCCGGAAGACAUCUCUUUCUUAGAAAAUGGUACAUCCCACCUCCCCCUCUCAGAGGGGCUGUACAGCUUACUGGACCGAGCCAUCCGAGCCGUAGAGAUCGUUUCCCCGCUGUGGCUCCUCAACUCCUCCGAUUAUGAAUCCAGCUUCCAGCCUGCUGCCAGACAGGGCAGGGCUCUGCUCUCCAAGCUGCAGGGCCUGAAAGCUCGAGGCAUCCAGCUGAAGAUCUCCAGCGGGAUGAUCGACUCCUCUGAGCUCGGGAUGCUCGCCAACCACUAUGCUGAAGUCCACUAUGUGAACACGACCGCGCUGAUCAGAGGCAGCAUCCUCUCUUCCUUCUGGGUGGUGGACAGGAAGCAUUUCUACAUCGGCAGCUCCAGCAUGGACUGGAGAUCCCUUGCCACAAGGAAGGAGCUGGGGGUGUUGGUGUACGACUGCAGCUGUCUGGCUCUGGACCUCCACCGAGUGUUCAACCUCUACUGGGGGCUCCAGUACAGAGACUUCAUCCCCUCCUUCUGGUCCAAGCGCCUCUUUGCCCUUUUCAACAGGGACGAACCGCUGGAGCUCACUCUGAACAAUACAAAGGCUCAAGCCUACGUCUCGAGCUCCCCAGAUGUUUUCAUCCCCAAACAUCGUAGCAAUGAUCUUGAAGCCAUUUCAAGGGUCAUCCAGGAGGCCCGCCAAUUCAUAUAUAUCUCCAUCAUAGAUUACCUGCCCCUCCUGAGCCGCAACACUCAAAGUUACUGGUCUCGUAUCGACGCUCUUAUCCGGGAGGCUCUGAUCCUGAGGAAGGUCCGGGUUCGUCUGCUGAUAAGUUGCUGGGAAAAGACUCAACCACUUAGCUUUAACUUCCUCUGGUCCUUGAGGAGUCUGUGCAUGGAUCAGGCCAACUGCUCAAUGGAAGUUAAGUUCUUCAACCCCAGAGUGCAGAGCGAUGGCAGUCUCCAGGGAAUAAACCACAACAGGUUUAUGGUGACAGAUAGAGCCAUUUAUUUAGGUAACCUGGACUGGUUGGGGAAUGAGUUUACCUUUAACACUGGAGUAGGCUUGGUGAUCAGUCAGCCAGAGGGCAUCGAGGAGAGGAACUCUACAGUGGUGGAGCAGCUACGGGCUGCAUUCGAGAGGGACUGGUUUUCUCGUUACACCCACUCACUGCAGGCCAACAAGACGAACAUCUGCAGCAAACAGCAGAUCAACAGGCUUGUGCAGGACAAACUUGGCCACCUGGACAAUGCACCAAUGCCUAUCAGCGUAGACCUGCAUGAUAACAGACCUGCACCAAUUAGACACAAACACCAAGAUGAUGGACAGGCCCAUGUUAAAACAAAGCACCAUGACGACAGACUUAGCAAAAUUGCUCUGCAAGGCAAGGCCGAUGGGCUGGAGCCAAUUAUAGACAGUUACCAAGAGAGGGGACAAGUCAAAAUGAGCCAUGACCUUGACAGCAGACAGGUUCAAAUCAAAGGUAAUCACCGAGACAAUCCAAUGGAUCCGCCCACUCAGUCAGCUGAGAGCAGCGGCAGCAGAGAGAUCUUAAACGGGUCGCUGUGACCGAGGAGCUUAAUGAGAACUACUCUCUUCCAGGUACAAUGGACUGGAUCUUUGUAGCAAUUUGUUGUUGCCAUUUUGAAAAACGUUGAAGAUAUUUAAGUGAUAUUUGGUUUGAAGGACUUGAUCAAGAACUCAGGAAGGGAAGUAUACUCUGAUGCAAUCUGGCACUUUUGAGAGAUUUUUUAAGAAUGAAACCAAAACAUUUUGGUUGAGAAGAAACACUGGAUAAUACAGAUAUACAAACAUACAGCUUUGCUUCUUAUUUAAUCUUUCUCCUCUCCUUGUUGAGAUCUCUCAAGCCAAGGAAACAGAUUGAAUCUUUCUGAUUGCCUAAUUAUUAUAUGUCACUUUAGAUGUUUGUGGCAGUCAUUAUUUAUCACCCUUUAAAAGGGGAAAAGACGCCUGCAUGAAUAUGCAGAGAUUGGAAGCAGUGUAGCUACAAUAGCUACAUUUAGCAUUUAGGAACACUCCAAAGCCAUGGAAGAUUUAUACACACCUUCACAUGUUGUGUAUCUAUUAUCACCUCUUAAUUCUGUUUGUGUAGCUCCAGCAGUAUUCUGAAUAAGUUGCUGUGCAUUUAAAUUGUUACUUCUAAAACUGAUAACCUAUUUAUGAGUUAUUCGAACGAAGCAACCUGAAACCAUCUGUUCAGUAAUGGGUUCAGAUGCUCUAAUGUCAAAUGAUAUGAAUACAAAACAACCCUGUGUGUAUAUGUUAACACAGAUCCCAGUCAUAUUUUAUAUUUCAUUUGUCGCACUAACUUUCUGAUUUUAAUUCCAUUAUUCCUGGAAUUGAGCCCAUAACUCAUUUUGAGUUCUGACCCAGAGUUGAGAGGCUGGGGCUCUAAAGGAAUUGAUCACAUCAGGAUCCCCAUGAUUUAUCCUCAAUAACAGAAGCACUAAAACACAGUACAGACAGCUGGUUCAACCCAGGACUUGAGGCGCCGUAUAUCUCUGAAUAGCAGGUUGGUGUAAGACAAAUGUUUUAUUUUAAGGGCGGUAAUAUUGAAUUGGAUGAUGGACAUAUUCUACUCCAUAACACCAAAUAUACUAAGGUGUGUAUUUUCAAUCAGACGCUGCCAGUGAAAAACGACAGCCUUCAUUGGUUUUUGUGAAAGGCAGAUGUUUUCCCCAGGAGGAAGAUGAGCUAUAGAUCUGAAAGGCUUCUUAUAAUCAUUUAAGUUACCAAAUAUAAAUCCUAGGAAAAGAAGAUAGAUCGAAUGGGUAUCUACUCUGCCGAAUGCAAUGGGAUUUAUUGAACAAAUAAAGGAGCAGGUAGAAGAAGGGCCAGAGGGUCUCUGCUGUCCAAUCAAUACAGUGCAUUUUGAACAGAGCCUGACAGUUGCAGUUGCUGUCCUUUAAUUUCAAGGACACUGUUACUUGUCUCCUCUGACUGAUGUAUUAUUACCUUUACCGUGUGGAGGUAAAGGAAAAACGUAAUGAGAGAACACUUUUCAAUGAAAGCUGGUAGCAGCUUUUAAUUGCAUUUUUUAAAUGUCUAAUACCUUUACACACUCUUUGUGGCACUUUUUGCAACAAUGCUUUUUUAUGUUGCUAGAACAUUUGUGUACUUCCAAAGCCAUUAAUCAAGGAAACAUUUCCAGAAAGAUAGUGAUGUUUGAUGAGAAAUAUGCUGAACCUGAUGCUCAGAGCUUUAACGUGAAAGCAUGAGGUGAAAUGAGUGUGUCUUUUGAAAUAACUUAUAACAGGAAUAAUUGUUGUAUACUUUUAAGGAAACAUGUUAAUUUCCAGGUUCACAUUAUAUUUUCAGUUCCUAAAUGAGCCAAAUCUGAAUAGCUUGUUGAAUCCCAUGUUUUUAAGCUUGUAAUUACACCAGAUACCCAAAUGUAUGUGCACAAGAACUGCAAAAGUGAGGCUUUUAUGUUAUGUCCCCUUUAAUUCCGCCACAAAACUGAAGUUUUUACAACAGAAUGCAUAAAAGGUUUGGCUGUAAGAAUUAUAUAUUGCACCAUUGUUGUUGGAUAUCAGAAAACACACCAAUAGACUAUUUAAAUCCGGUCAUGAUGGAUAACUUCUGCCAUCUAGAGGCUGUCUUGAGAAAAACAUUUCUUACUUUCUUAACCAAAGUAUUUUUAACAACUGCUGUCUAUAUGCCACUUCUUAUGAAGCGUAUAAACGGCAGCAGAGGUUUUUCCUGCACAUUUUUUAACAAUAAUGAUGUUGAUAACUACAAUUUAUUGGUUUGAGGUUAUCAGAAGAUCUUUUUUAAAACACACAAAUUGUAGCUUGGAAGUAAAUGUCUGAUCAAAAAUAAUUUAAUGAAUGCAAUAGGUACAUGUUAAACGAUAACAUGCAUAAAACAAAACACAACUUCCCUUGCUUCUGUGUUUGCACGUUUUCUCUUUCUGUAUUCAUUCAUCAACUGUUUCAUGACUUGUAUAUGAACCAAGCACUCUCAUCUGUUUCAUUUGUAGAACAGCUUCUCCAUAUAGAGUGAGUAGAGCUUGAUGAGUAUUAUCUGAAUAACAACAUAUUGUCUUGCAAAGCAUUACAUCAACACACUGUGCUGCUUGACAGCUGGUCUGGAGUCAGAUUCAGUUUACGCUGCUAUUAUAGUAUUGUUGCACAGGGGGCCGGAAUGCUGCUAAUUCACCCUGUACACCCGCUUUUAGUUUACAUUUUAUUUUCAAGCUAUUUUGAUAAUUAAAACAUUGAAUAUUUUCCAGUUAGCAAAGGAACACAACUCAACCUUUAAUCAGCAACUGUUUACAAUCUGCUACUGCUACAAAAAUAAUAGGAAGGUUUCCGUAACACACUUUUAAAAAACUGAGCAAUAUUUGCUGAAUACCUUGUGAAAUAUACAGGAUAGAUGGAUGAAUAUUCUGGAUGGUUUUUAAGGUAGCUGCCAAGUGUUACAGACUGACAUACUAACUGUCUGGGACAAUUUAAAUGUUCACUGUUAUACCUUUAUUCUAUUGAAUUGUUUCGGCAUGACUGCUGCUUGCAUGCCCUGCCUUUAUGAACUGUGCACAGAAGCUAUGAGUCUUUUUAGAGAUAAUAAUGAUCAUAAUGAAAGCAUAUAUACCUUUAAAAAACAAAACAACAGAAGGAAUGUAUAUUUAUUAAACACUCUUGAUAAUGCAAACUACUGAAUUAUAUGAUCGCUAUGUUUUUACUCUUAAUAAAAAAAAUGUAUA